Messenger RNA from Helobdella robusta, 4667 nucleotides. RefSeq lists its product as hypothetical. Bases 1 to 2790 code for a protein of 929 amino acids. The transcript is spliced from 34 exons. NCBI's taxonomy places the organism in Eukaryota, Metazoa, Annelida, Clitellata, Rhynchobdellida, Glossiphoniidae. The record is from RefSeq and is a predicted model, not a curated record. Gene Ontology annotation, biological process: protein targeting to vacuole; anterograde synaptic vesicle transport; Golgi to vacuole transport. Gene Ontology annotation, cellular component: endosome membrane; terminal bouton; membrane coat.
AUGGCACUAACACUGAAAAAAGUAAAGGGAACUUUGGAAAGGGUUCUUGAUAAAAAUUUGCAGGAUUUGGUGCGUGGGAUCAGGAACCACAAGGACGCUGAGGCAAAGUACAUUGCAGAAUGUAUAGAUGAAAUUAAGCAAGAAUUAAGACAGGACAAUUUGACCGUGAAGGCAAAUGCUGUCAACAAAUUGACAUAUUUACAAAUGCUUGGCUAUGACAUCAGUUGGGCAGCAUUCAACAUCAUCGAAGUCAUGAGCUCUCCCAAAUUAACACACAAAAGAAUUGGUUACUUGGCUGCCUCACAAAGUUUCCACGAAGGAACAGAUGUCCUCAUGUUAACCACUAACAUGAUCAGAAAGGACAUGAGCUCUCAGAACAUGUAUGAUGCAGGUGUGGCACUGAAUGGCCUCUCGUGCUUCCUCUCCCCUGACCUGGCCAGGGAUCUGGCUAGCGACAUCAUGACGCUGAUGACAUCAAACAAGCCCUACCUCCGAAAGAAAGCAAUUCUUAUCAUGUACAAAGUCUUUCUCAAAUUUCCUGAAGCACUGAGGCCUGCAUUCCCGAGAUUGAAGGAGAAGCUGGAAGAUCCUGAUCCCGGAGUGCAGUCGGCGUCAGUGAAUGUCAUCUGCGAGUUGGCUCGCAAGAAUCCAAAGAACUAUCUCACGCUUGCACCUCUGUUCUUCAAGCUGAUGACAACCUCAACAAACAACUGGGUCCUCAUCAAAAUUAUCAAACUGUUUGGGUCACUGACCCCUUUGGAACCUCGGUUAGGUAAGAAACUCAUUGAACCACUUACAAACCUCAUCCACAGCACAUCAGCCAUGUCCCUCUUGUACGAGUGCAUCAACACCGUCAUCGCUGUUCUCAUAUCCAUUUCGUCAGGAGUCAACAACCACUCCGCAUCCAUCCAACUUUGUGUUCAAAAACUGAGAAUUCUCAUUGAAGAUUCUGAUCAAAAUUUAAAAUACCUUGGGCUGAUGGCCAUGUCCAAAAUUUUGAAAACCCACCCAAAAAGCGUGCAAGCACACAAGGACCUCAUCCUCCAGUGUCUCGAUGAUAAGGAUGAAUCCAUCAGAUUGAGGGCAUUGGAUCUUCUCUAUGGCAUGGUAACGAAAAAGAAUCUGAUGGAGAUAGUGAAGAAGUUGAUGAUCCACAUGGAUAAGGCAGAAGGCUCCCAUUACCGAGAUGAGUUACUGUCCAAGAUCAUUGAAAUAUGCAGUCAGUCCAAUUAUGCGCAUGUCACUAAUUUUGAAUGGUAUGUGAGUGUGUUGGUUGAGUUGACGCGGAUAGAAGGUACUAAGCACGGAAAGUUGAUUGCUUCCCAGAUGUUAGAUGUUGCCAUCAGAGUCCAAGCCGUCAGACAGUUCAUCGUAUCACAGAUGGUAAUCCUGUUGGAGAACCCACACCUCUUGAUAACAAAUGCUCAAAAAAAUGGAAUCUGUGAAGUUUUGCAUGCUGCUGCCUGGAUUGCUGGAGAGUUUUCUCAAUAUGUGCCCAAUCCACGUACAACCCUGGAAGCUAUGUUGAAACCGAAGAUAACAAACUUACCUGGUCACAUACAGAGCAUAUAUGUACAGAACAUCAUGAAACUAUACACACCAGUUCUUGCACGAGCUGAAGAAACAGACGAUAAAGACACCAUGGCCGAAGUCACUAAGGCCUUGAUUGAUGGGCUAAAUCUGUUUGUUCAAAGUUCUGAAUUGGAGGUUCAAGAAAGGGCAUGUUCAGCCCAGCAGUUGUUGAAGUAUGUUCUAAAAAUACACGAAAAAAAUGGCAAAGCUGCUGAUGAGUUGCACGAUUUGUUCAAUGGAGAACUGAACCCAGUGGCUCCAAAGGCUCAAAGAAAAGUGCCAAUACCUGCAGGUUUGGAUCUGGAUAACUGGAUCAACGACCCACCAUCAGAGAGUUCAGAAGAUGAGGGUCAAAAAGAGAAGAUCCAUGUCUUCCUUCCUGUUGAUGAACACUAUCAAUCCAGAACUGAUGAUCGACCAACAAUUGAAUACACUGAGGAAGAGCUUGCCAGUAGGCGAGAAAUGAGAAAGUUGGAGCAGGUGAACAAUCCACAUUAUCUAAGAGGCUCGACUAAGAACAAGAUGAAGACAUCAAAUGGUGCUCAGUUUGCAAGUGGUGUUCCUGUUGUCGAACUCGACCUACCUGUUGCUUUGAAUGUGCCAGGUUUGGCAUCAUCGGACAAGUACAUGAAGUUGGCAAAACAGCAAGAAGAUGAUGACAACAUUAAAAAGAAAAAGAAGAAGACAAAAAUAGGGAAGAAGAAAAAACAUGCCAAUAAGAAGAGAGAUGAGAAUGAUGAAGAGGAUGAUGACAACGGUGAUGAUGCUGGCAUCGACAAAAGAACAGUUGUCCGAACGACCGUGGAGAUGCCAGAUGGUGUGGAGCUAUCAGAUUCUGACAUGAAAUCCAGCACGCCAAGCAACGACCCUCAUAAACUCCUUGACAUCAAUCUCGACGAGCCAUUACAGGACAGUGAAAAACUCCCUGUCAGAUCUCAUAGAACUGUGCAAUCAUCAUCAUCCCCACCACCACAACACCAUCAUCAUCAUCGUCGCCAUCAUAAUCAUAAAGAUAAGAAUGAUAAUGAUCAUGAAAAGACCAAACACAAGGAAAAACAUAAAAAGAAAGAUAAAAAGGUUGAAUUUAUUUCCAUAAAAGAUAGGAUGCUUUUCUUUUUAGUUGAGAUAACGUAUAAUAAUUGUUUAACGUCGUCAUCUUACAGUUGCCAUGUUUCAGAAGCAACCUGCAGUUAUAAAUUAGAUAUCAUUAGUGUUUAGUGGAAUCAAUAAUUAACCGCUGCUCUGCUUUAACUUGAGUUUUUUUUUGAACUUAGAUUAUUAAGUUCAAUUGUCUACUUAGUUUGGAAAAAAUUCGUUUUGAUUUUUAUGAAUUGAACAGAAAAUCGAGAAGGCUUUAACAUCAGCGGUGAAAACAACGAGGGCAGAAGCAGUUGAGCCCUCAAAACAGGAAUCCCUGCUGCUCAUUGGUGAUGCUGAUAUUGCCGAUGUUUUGCCUGCUGAUGUUGCCGAUGCCAGUGCAGUUGGUGGUGUUCAGUUAGACGCUGGCAAACUGGCGUCAAAUCAGUCUGUAGGUGGGCCAUCUGGUGACAGAAGCGCCAAUGAUGUGAACGAUAUUUCUUUCUGGUUGGAAGACAAAAGUAUCACACAAGCCUCUUCAACGGCCCCGAUCACAAAUGAAUCGUCAUCAUCACCGACCGCAUCGAAAAAGGAGGCUAGUAAGAAGUCCAAAUCAAAAAGUUCAAAAUCUGAGAAGUCAUCAAAGAAAAAAAGCAAAAGCAAGUUGAGGUUGGAGAAGCAGAGUGAAUACAUAGAAACCAACGGACUGACUACACCUUCCACUGAACAGCCACAUGAAGAACCUGAGGUAACUCAACAACAACAACAACAACAACAACACUUAGCAACAACUAAAUUGAUUCAGAGUUUAAACUACAACAACAAGGAUGACACAAACAGUAGUAAAGUUUUGAAGGAACCUGUGUCAAAGAAUGUGUUACUGGCUGAGAAUGAUUGCAUUAAAUUGACAAACUGUUUCAAAGUGACUCCAACUCAUUCAAAUCGAUUGGUUCUUGUGGUAAACUUCACCAACCUAACCAGCAAGACAAUAAAGGAUAUAGAAUUCCUCAUCCUCGAUUCUGCAAAUAUACGACUUGUUCGGGAUAUGGAUGAAGAUUCGAGUUCGCCAAUUAAGUUGAACUUCAGUCUGUCUCCACCCACAAACCACCAGCAGUCAGCAUCAUUCAACUUGAAUGUGGAUCAGAUAUGUUCUCAACAAACACUCAGAGGCAUUGUCACCUACAUCAUCAAGUCUGAGGAGGCGGCAUCUCAAGACAAACUUGACUUCAAACUGAACAUUCCAUGCUCUGCCUACCUCAUCCCUCCCUCUCAUAACGAUAGUGAUGAAUUUGCUAAACUGUUGAAAUGCGGACAACUGAAAGAGAAGCUCACAAAACCGAUCCAACUGACACUCGACGAAAAGUUUGAUGUCACCAUCAACAAAAUAUGCACCUACGCCAACUUUGCAGUCAUUGAACAGAUAUCAGAGUCAGCAUCGUUGUACAGCAGGAACAUCCACAACAAUCACAUCGGGUUACUGGUCAAGAAAAAGGAGCCGGGUUUGAUAAUGAUCGAUGGAAAAUCAGAUGUUGCUGAACUGCUUGUUAAUGUAUUGAAACAAAUUGAAGAUCUGUUGAGAAGAGGUACAUAAUGAGAAACCAUCUAUAUCCGUUCAUCUUUAUUCAUGUGUUAUUUGGCUCCUCGUUUUGACUUUCUGUUUGAACUUUGAUUUCCAUUCAACAUUUGUUUGGUGCAAAUUGUGUCCAUGAUAGCAUGAAACGGUCAUAUAUUCGUUGUCGAUGCUGUUUUAAUAUUUGACUUCAUUUAGUUCGUUGAUUUGAUUUUUUAUAUGAUUCCUAAGAAGGUCAGUAAUUGUGCUGCGUGACUGGGUGUGCCUAUUUGUUUAAACCAUCGCUAGUAUGUAUAUAUCUUCAAGUUAUUAUUAUUGUUUAUGUGUAUAUAAUUGUAUACAAUUGUUUAUUUGUUUAUUAAUUUUCUAUUCACUAACAUGUACUUGUUCAUGUCUGCUUGUGAUUUGUAUUUUUUUGUUCAUUAUAAGAAAACACUUGUACAAUCAA